UCUUAUUUAAAUACUAACCGCUCUUUAGAUUUCUUCUUUCUACUUGGUUUUCGUAUUUCUUACCGGAAUAUCUUCUUCGCCGUUGUUGUUCCUCCAUUGAUCAAUUUUCUCUCUUCUAGGGUUUCUAUUCCGGUGAUUUUGAUCUGAUAUUGCAGGUGAUUUUGAUAUGCCGUAUUUAGUGAGAGAAAAUCUCUUCAUCGGAAACAUUGGCGAUGCUGCGGAGAUUCUGGAAAAAGGAAGCUCUGAAAUCACGCAUGUAUUAUCGGUGUUGAGUUCGGCGUCGAUUUCAUUUUUUUCGGAAUGGCGUAGCUCGCUUGAAAUUCCAGCGAAGGAAAUAAAGAGAGUUUUUGCUGGUGAUUCUGAGUUUUUGGAAGGUUCUAAAAGUGCACUUUCACCUGAGAAACUUGUUUAUAAUAUGGAAUAUGCUGGAAAGGAUUUAAAGAUUGUGAGGAUGGCUGUACCUAUUAAGGAUACUGAAGAUGAGAAUUUAUUGGAUUAUUUGGAGGUUUGUUUGGAUUUUAUUGAAGAUGGAAGGAAAAAUGGAGCUACUUUGGUUCAUUGUUUUGCUGGUGUUUCAAGGAGUGCAGCUAUUAUUACAGCAUAUUUGAUGAGAUCUGAACAACUAUCUCAGGAAGCUGCACUUGAAUCAUUACGGGAUUGCUGCGAGUUUGUUUCACCUAAUGAUAAUUUUCUAGAACAGUUGAAAAUGUUUGAGGAGAUGAAUUUCAAGGUUGACCGUGGUAAUCCCAAAUAUAAACGUUUUCGUUUGAGGAUACUGGGUGAUUCAUAUAAUCGGGGGCAUAAAAUCGACAGUUCCAAGUUUGGAGCAGAUCCUGGUUUGCCGCGAGAAGUUGAGUCGACUAAUCCUGAAACAUUGCCAGAUGGUAAUAAAAGUUCUACUGUGGCUUACCGUUGUAAGAAAUGCCGGAGGGUUGUUGCUGUGCAAGACAAUAUAGUAAAUCACAAUCCAGGUGAAGGUAUGACAGCCUUUCAGUGGCAGAAGCGAAGAAGUGGAAAUAACUUUAAUAAACCUGAUGAUUUUGGAUGUUCUUCUAUUUUUAUUGAGCCAUUGAAGUGGAUGAAAACAGUUGAAGAAGGGGCGAUUGAGGGGAAGCUAUCGUGUGUCCAUUGUGAUGCUCGCUUGGGCUAUUUCAACUGGUCGGGUAUUCAGUGCAACUGUGGGAGCUGGAUCACCCCGGCAUUCCAACUUCACAAAAGUCGGAUGGAUAUCAGCACCGUCUAACUUUCAUUGCCCAUGCUGUUGUAUCUUUCUCUUUACUAUGCAAAACAUAAGCCUUGGAUUACGAGGUGUUAUCAGGAAACUUGUUCGCUUUCGGAGCCUUGGAGCUGGUUCCUUAAAAGCACAUAACACAGAUGCUGGGUGACACCUCAACUUAAUCACUGGUUCAAAUUUACAUUUCACUGGAGUUUUAAGCAAGUUUUUUACUCUACUUGAAUAUAUUUGUAACCUUUCAGGGAAUAUGCUUCUAUCUCUACUAUUUUGUUACAACACUUGAGUAUAGAGAAGCCCUUAAUUAUAUGAUGAAAAUUUGGUUCAAGUAUUAGUGAUAUGUCAUAAUUUUGGCUGACGAAAA
Molecule: messenger RNA, 1595 nt
Organism: Amaranthus tricolor (Joseph's coat)
Lineage: Eukaryota; Viridiplantae; Streptophyta; Magnoliopsida; Caryophyllales; Amaranthaceae
Exons: 7
Coding region: 167-1243 (358 amino acids)
Biological process (GO): protein dephosphorylation
Molecular function (GO): protein tyrosine/serine/threonine phosphatase activity
Source: RefSeq, a predicted model, not a curated record